This is a messenger RNA of Lactuca virosa, 933 nucleotides long. NCBI's taxonomy places the organism in Eukaryota, Viridiplantae, Streptophyta, Magnoliopsida, Asterales, Asteraceae. The record is from the annotation of a GenBank genome assembly.
UUAUCUUAUGCAUCUCUAUAUAUAUAAUAAGCCGCAUAUCUCCCUCCCCCAUCACUCAGAUCUCUUAAUUCUGAUUUCUUAUCCACCCACUGUAUACAUCGUAACUUGUAAUUUGUCUCCAUUUGGGUUUAUCUUUUACUUUCUAAACAAAAAUGGAAUUGAAGAACAUGGUCGCCAUGGUUGCUCGUACAGGUCGCCAAUUGCAGCGAUACAACAAGGGCCACCGUCAAAUCGUUGGAUGUAUCCCUUACAGAAUAAAAUCCAACAAAGGGAAGAAUUUAGAAGAUUCAUUAGAAGUUCUUGUCAUUAGUGCACAAAGAAAAGGCAAAGGCAUGUUGUUCCCUAAGGGAGGUUGGGAAUCCGAUGAAUCCAUUAAAGAAGCUGCUCUAAGAGAAUCCAUAGAAGAAGCUGGAGUAUUCGGAACUGUUGAGCGUAUAUUGGGUAAAUGGUUAUUCAAGAGCAAAAGCAAUGAAAACUAUUACGAAGGGUACAUGUUCCCUUUACUUGUGAAAGAACAGCUCGACUUAUGGCCUGAAAAAGAUAUUCGUCAACGAAUUUGGGUGAGUGUGCCAAAAGCUAAAGAAGUUUGUCAACAACCAUGGAUGAAAGAAGCAUUGGAUUUGCUAGUAAAUAGGCUCGAAUCAUCUCAAACUAUUGAAGAAGAAUCCGUGUAACUUAUAUCUUAAUAAGAAGUAGAUGUAAAUAGGAACAUGAUUAAUUGAAGAAAAAGAAUUGCACUUGGAUCGAUGGCUUGCGUAUUGCAGAUCAAGGCAUUUGUUAGAAGAAAAGAUCAAAGAAACUGAAGAAACAAAGUAGGAAUGUAAUUUAAAAAUCACUAACUUUUGUUUCGAUUUUGUUUUUAAUUUCUUUCUUCUGAGUUCAAGUAAUGGAACUUAUUUUGAUGUUUUUGUUGUACGACUUGGUUCACCAUCA